This is a messenger RNA of Symsagittifera roscoffensis, 843 nucleotides long. RefSeq lists its product as uncharacterized. Gene Ontology annotation, cellular component: phagocytic vesicle; late endosome; lysosome. Bases 115 to 762 code for a protein of 215 amino acids. The record is from RefSeq and is a predicted model, not a curated record. Gene Ontology annotation, molecular function: GTPase activity; GTP binding. Gene Ontology annotation, biological process: phagosome-lysosome fusion. Lineage: Eukaryota; Metazoa; Xenacoelomorpha; Acoela; Convolutidae. The transcript has 3 exons.
UCGUCAACUAUAUCCAAAUAACAAAGACAGAGAGUUCAUGAUUCAUAAACAAGCUUAGUUGCUGACAUAAUUAUAUUGGUAUACAAUUUCACAAGUAUUGCAAAUCCAUAUCUGAUGACUGCAACUGGAGACAGCUCCCCACCCAAAACGAUACAGAUCAAAGUGGUGGGAGAUGCAUGUGCGGGGAAGACGUCACUCAUCCAUAGAUAUGUCACAGGUGAAUUCAGCGAAUUAGUGAAAGCGACAGUGGGAGCUGAGUUUCACACAUCUAGUGCCAAAAUGGAUGGGGUGGAGUACCCGAUCCAGAUCUGGGAUAUCGCCGGCAGCUACCGCACUCACCAGAACGUAACAACUCAGUUUUUCAGGCGCAGUGACGCCGUCAUGAUAUGCUGCAACGCGUCUCAGGAGGACUACUUUCACAACGUAGUGGAUUGGAGAAACAUGGUGACAGACUUCGCGGGUCCAGAUGUCCCCUGUGUACUCACAAUGACCCAAAUUGACAGAUAUGUCCCCGAGAGGAACUGGCAGGCAGAGUUCCAGGGAAUCGCCCCUUUUGACGGCUUCUACCAGACGUCGGCAAAAGACGACGUCGGCGUAACGGAAGCUUUCCGAGAGCUGAUCAGAAUGUCAUUCACGUUUGUCACGACACGGAAGCCGACUUUCAGCAGAACUAGUGCGACAACUUCAAAUACAAUUACAGAAAGCAUCGACAUUAAAUCUCUAAGGGAAAACAAUAAGAAACCAUGUUGUAAAAAGCAAUAAAAGUGAAAAGUUAUAGUUUCAUCAACGUUUUGUUUGGAAAAAAAAACAAAAUUUAUCUCCAAUAGAAAAUCUGAAAUCGUA